AUGCGCCAUCCCUUAGUGAACCAGCUUUCCAAUAAUCAACCUAGCACUCGUGAUGAAGUUCAGAACUCUGCUGUCCCCGCCACGGAUGUCAAUACGCAAACAACCACAGCAGCAUUAGACCCUCAGGUACACGAGAUAAAACGAUUCCUCACUGACUUCGUGUCAACCGAUAGAGAUGGCACACAGCACAAGAAGUAUAUGGAGCUCAUGUUUCUGGGCGACGACUUCUCCGAGCGCACACAGCAGAACAUUCUACGAUACGAAACACUGUUCUGUCAGCAGAUAGACGCACUUCUACCGGAACCCACCGAAGAAUUCGAUCCCAUCAACAGUACUUCAGAGGAUGUCAUCAUCGAGCACCGGCGCAUGGAAGCAGUAGAGAAUGGCCACAACGCCGAUGCCGCACUCUUCCGUCGAUUCUCGGUCGUCUUUCAACCACCGAGUGAGGGCAAACAAAUCACCGUCAGAAACCUCAAAGCUAGCCACAUCGGUAGCUUGGUCAAGGUGAAAGCGAUCGUAACACGAACAACGGAUGUUAAGCCGAAGCUUACAUACGCUGUAUAUAGAUGUGCCCUAUGUGAGGGAGAGACCAUCCAGAGGGUCACCACGCCCCAAUUCAUGCCCCUGCAGUUCUGUCCAGGGGAGAACUGUAGUGAGAGUGGUAGUCGAUCAAAGGCCAAGCUAUCUCUGCUGAUCAGAGGGUCACGGUUUGUAAAGUACCAGGAAUUGCGCAUCCAGGAGUUGGCUCACCAAGUGCCUGUAGGACACACACCGCGGGCUAUGACAGUCCAUGCACAGGCCCAAGCUGCCACGCAUCAGUCCAUCAAACUCGCCAAAAAAGAUGAGCGUAUUGGCCUAGGGCUCGGGGGAGGGGCUCCUCUGUGUCCAGUCGUAUAUGUCUACCGACUACUUCCAGACACCCCGGCUGCGCAACAGAACAUUCUGCACUGUGGCGAUGAGAUCGUAUCUGUGAACGGAGUAGCGGUGGCCGGGAAGUCGUCCCAGCAAGUCGCACAGUUGGUGGCGCAGGCACCCACUGAAAUUACGCUGGACUUUAUCAGCUUUGAUGCGGUGGAUCCGGAAGGCCCUCCAGCGACUGCAAAGGCUUCGAUCUGGUUGAACGCGGGGCUUCUCAGGCUUUCCGACCGGUUUAAGAAACAGUCAGGGUCCAUCGAUGGCCUGGACUCGAAGGUCUCUGGCAAGGAAGAAAUUGAGACCGAGAACUUCCGAAUUGAGAUCAACCAAUUCGAAAACACCGCCGUAGUAGCGGGCCAAUUCUUGAAGGAAUUUGAAGCUUGUGGUAGGAGCCUGGCUGCAAUGGGGACGGCACAGAAAUUCUUUGGUGAAAACUUGGCUUUGAAUGCGAUUUACGAGAAAGAUCACGAAAUCGCAGAGCUGCUACGUCACACCGCCAAGGUGGCUCCGGAUGCGCAAGUAACUAUUGACAAGUAUCUGGCCGCGAGGAGCGAGUAUUCAGCGGUUGUCCAAUCCAUACACAGCAUGGAGGACGAAGAGCUUCUCAGUAAAGAGCGAGGGGUCAGUCUAUCCCGUUGUCAACAAGGAAACUUUAAAUGCAGGCGCUACCUUAGGCUGAAGGAAAAGCUAUCGGACCAACUAUCGAUAUUACAGACUGAUGUGGUGGAAAAGUUACAGCUAUUGGAUAAGAAGCAUAGCGAAAUCAUCACAGAUCGCUUCUCGGAGCUCAUCUACACUCUUCACAACACGUAUGAAGGCAUUGGGAACACCAUUGCCACGCUGCAAGAGAAGUCAAACAGAAGCUGAAAUUAGUACCUGGAUACAUUGCGCGGAGGAUUGUGCACAGGGUCUACAUAGCCUCCUUUUAGGAGCCGUUGUAUCAGCAAUUAUCGCUAUGCAUGUGGCAUGGGUUUGUGAGAAUCAGAAGUCUCAUCCCGGUCACCCGAAAACGUUUUAGCAUUGUCACCCCACGACUUCGAACCUGGUGCGAUACUGGUUACCGAUUCUCAGUCUCUCUGUGACACGGCGAGCAGCACAAUGUAGUACUCAACAUUCAGAGUGCCGUUUUGGGGAGAAUCACUCUCAAGGUGCUAGUUAUGUGAGAGACCUACUGAAGCCUGAUUACGUCGUAUAACAAAGGUAAUCAAGAAACGUUAGUAUGGGGUAGUGCUUCUACGAUGCAAGAAGUAGCACCGUUCUCUGGCGCCCGCUGAACUCGAACAAGCACUUCUUUGGACAGAAUAUAUACCUGCUUUUCUCGCAUGUCGGCUCAUCCGGGAUACAGUUGUGAGGAGUUGUGGGAAAGAACAUCGACGGUAGAUUAACAAAUGAGACGUAUGGUCGAACGUCUAAAGGCCAAUUGUUUGCUGUGGAUGGACAGAUGUGGGUGGGUUAGCAGUUAUUGAGAAAUACUGUCCUAUUGCCCACGUUGUGAUGCUGAGAUGGUCCCAGAGUACCGCUACUCACCUCAGAAAUUGCAUCUCGGCCUCUGAAUAUCCUUCUAAGCUGAAGCACGCGCGAACUACACGACCCAGCUUUAGGAUUAAAAUUACGAUACGUGGCACGCGCAUUUGAUCCGUAUGUCUAUCUGGAUGUUGACACAUAUCCGUAACACCAACUGUUAGUCUACUGCAGUACGCGGUCUGGAUUGAAACUCCCACAUCCGUAAUAUAUAAACAUAGUGUCUAUGACCAAUAAAGUGUGAAUCUUAGCCGA
Messenger RNA from Sphaeroforma arctica JP610, 2691 nucleotides. RefSeq lists its product as hypothetical. The transcript has 15 exons. The coding region runs from base 1 to 1782 and encodes 593 amino acids. Gene Ontology annotation, molecular function: single-stranded DNA helicase activity; ATP binding; protein domain specific binding. Gene Ontology annotation, biological process: double-strand break repair via break-induced replication; DNA strand elongation involved in DNA replication; DNA replication initiation. Gene Ontology annotation, cellular component: MCM complex; nucleus. The record is from RefSeq and is a predicted model, not a curated record. NCBI's taxonomy places the organism in Eukaryota, Ichthyosporea, Ichthyophonida.